Messenger RNA from Cynoglossus semilaevis (tongue sole), 657 nucleotides. It is a transcript of the gene psmg4, whose product is annotated as proteasome (prosome, macropain) assembly chaperone 4. Lineage: Eukaryota; Metazoa; Chordata; Actinopteri; Pleuronectiformes; Cynoglossidae. Gene Ontology annotation, biological process: proteasome assembly. The transcript is spliced from 3 exons. The record is from RefSeq and is a predicted model, not a curated record. The coding region runs from base 105 to 479 and encodes 124 amino acids.
GUCUGGGCUUUUUGUGUAACCCGGAAGUAGUUGUGUUGUUACUGUUUUCUAUUCGCAGCACGAGUGUAACUCUAAUCAACUACGCUCAGCAUCAGGUUGACAAAAUGAACGAGAUGUUGAACGGUGUUACAACGGAAGGCAUUUCCAUCCACAAUUUCACUGAGAAGAUUCUGGAGCAGGUGAUUCAUUUUCACGUGAUGAAACUCAGCGACAGUUUUUUUCUCUGGGUCGGUUCAAGUCCCGUCCUGUCCAGCCUGGCGGUGUCAAUGAGCAGCAAAUACGAUUCAAUGCCAUUGUCUUCAUUAAUCAUGGGGGAUUCGUCCAAUACUAUUCUAAAUACCUUCUCACAGAGAUUAGCAAAGAAGACUAAAAAACAGGUGUUUUUGAGCUACGAUCUUCCAAUGACAGACUCCAACCUCAGUCUCUUGGUGGAGAGGAGGAUAUUAAAAGAGCUGGAGCUCCACCCUGAGCUUUUCUAAUUCACCACUGAGCAUCCUCUCACUGGACUUGAACAUUAUACAUGAAGAAAAAAUAAUAAUAAAAAAAGCUUUUGUGCAAAACAGCUUGCAUACUUAAUCAUGACCCAAUAAGCAGUAUAGAUACGUCAUCAAGUGUUCUUUUAUUGACAUAAUAAAUUAAACUGUUCAUUAUCAAAAA